Messenger RNA from Stegostoma tigrinum, 5354 nucleotides. RefSeq names its product TRAF2 and NCK-interacting protein kinase. The transcript has 33 exons. Gene Ontology annotation, biological process: protein phosphorylation. The coding region runs from base 444 to 4961 and encodes 1505 amino acids. Gene Ontology annotation, molecular function: ATP binding; protein kinase activity. NCBI's taxonomy places the organism in Eukaryota, Metazoa, Chordata, Chondrichthyes, Orectolobiformes, Stegostomatidae. The record is from RefSeq and is a predicted model, not a curated record.
CGUGCUCUUGAAGAUUGUUUGCAGUUGCUUGAAAGCGAAGCAGUUUCUCGCUGGUGAAGGAUACGCGUGUUGCUGUUUGUCUCCUCCCCGGAUGCUGUGAUUGACAGAUUCUGCAGAGCCCUGCUAUGUGUGUGUGUGUGUGUGUGUGUGCUAUAUAUUGUGUGGGCGCUUUGCAGAGAGCAGUUGUUCUGAACAGGACCCUUCACAGAAUAGGACUGCAGUAAUUUAACUCCCUGUCUCCUGUGGUGUAACCAGAAAUUAGGACAAAUUAAAACCGAACCCCCCCGCCGUUAUUCUUUUCACAUGUAAAAGACCUGUCUUAUUGAUUGUGUGUCAUUGAGCGGAAGGAUAUGUUUUAAAUCGUUACAAAAGCAGUGACGAGAGAGAGUGGGAGAGAGACAAGACUAAGCUCCGGGCUGUGUCAGUUUUCGGGUGAAAUUAACAUGGCGAGCGACUCUCCAGCGCGAAGCUUGGAUGAAAUCGACCUCUCGGCUCUGAGGGAUCCUGCUGGUAUUUUUGAACUGGUGGAACUUGUUGGCAAUGGCACAUAUGGACAGGUUUACAAGGGACGACAUGUUAAGACAGGACAACUGGCUGCAAUCAAGGUUAUGGAUGUCACUGGGGAUGAAGAGGAGGAGAUCAAACAGGAAAUUAAUAUGCUUAAAAAGUAUUCACACCAUCGAAACGUUGCUACCUAUUACGGAGCCUUCAUUAAAAAGAAUCCUCCUGGAGUUGAUGACCAGCUUUGGUUGGUGAUGGAAUUCUGUGGUGCUGGAUCUGUCACAGAUUUGAUCAAGAACACAAAAGGGAACACACUGAAGGAAGAGUGGAUCGCCUACAUCUGCAGGGAGAUCUUACGGGGCCUGACUCACCUUCAUCAGCACAAGGUCAUUCACCGUGAUAUCAAGGGCCAGAAUGUCUUGUUGACAGAGAAUGCUGAAGUCAAGUUGGUUGACUUUGGAGUGAGUGCGCAGCUUGACCGUACAGUAGGGAGGAGGAAUACAUUCAUUGGCACACCCUACUGGAUGGCACCCGAAGUGAUAGCUUGUGAUGAGAAUCCAGAUGCCACUUAUGAUUUCAAGAGUGAUUUGUGGUCUUUGGGGAUAACUGCAAUGGAAAUGGCUGAAGGGGCUCCACCUCUGUGCGACAUGCACCCAAUGAGGGCUUUGUUUCUCAUCCCAAGGAACCCACCACCUCGACUCAAGUCCAAAAAGUGGUCAAAGAAGUUUGUGUCUUUUAUUGAGGGGUGUUUGGUGAAGAAUCACGGUCAGAGGCCAGCGACAGAUCAGCUGCUGAAACAUCCCUUCAUCAGGGACCAGCUCAAUGAGAGGCAAGUCCGGAUCCAACUCAAGGACCACAUUGACCGGACCAAAAAGAAGAGGGGCGAGAAAGAUGAGACAGAAUAUGAAUACAGUGGGAGCGAGGAAGAAGAAGAGGACCAUGAAUUUGGAGAACCAAGCUCCAUUGUGAACCUGCCUGGAGAAUCUACCCUUCGCCGAGACUUCCUGCGCCUGCAAUUGGCCAACAAGGAACGGUCAGAGGCCAUCAAGAGGCAACAACUCCAGGAGCAGCAGCAGCGGGAAAAUGAGGAGCACAAGCGCCAACUGCUGGCUGAGCGGCAGAAACGUAUUGAAGAGCAGAAGGAGCAGCGGCGGAGACUAGAAGAGCAACAAAGGAGAGACCGAGAGCACCGGAAACAGCAGGAGAGGGAGCAGAGGAGAAGAUAUGAGGAGAUGGAGAGGCUCCAGCGAGAAGAGGAGAGACGCCUAGCCGAACGGGAGCAGGAGUACAUAAGGCGGCAGUUAGAGGAAGAACAGAGGCAGUUAGAGAUCUUGCAACAACAACUUCUGCAGGAGCAGGCUCUCCUACUGGAGUACAAGCGAAAGCAGCUGGAAGAACAACGUCAGGCAGAACGACUACAGCGACAGUUGCAGCAGGAACGGGCUUAUCUGGUGUCUCUCCAGCAACAGCAACAGUUGGAGCCAAGAUCUGGUGAGAAGAAGGGACUUUAUCACUACAAGGACAGUAUGAACCCAACAGAGAAGCCAGCCUGGGCCAAAGAGGUACAGAAGCGAUCGCUCAGUAAUUCUCCUCGACGCCCAGUCAAAGAUGGAGUGCCUGCCACUAAGUGGCCAUCAUUCAAUGACAUCACCAACCAGCAGUCCGCUCACCAUUUGUCCUGUCAUGCCCAUUCGGGCCAACACCUUGUGGCACCCAGUUUUCUCGCCUCUCCUCUAAUCGACGGAAAAGGCUCACGCCAAGUCCUGACGGCGCCAGUCUCUGAUCAUACAGGGCCGGCAAGAAUGUCGCCUCCCCAGGCCCAAGCAAAGACUGAGAAGAAGUCACACACCUGCAAGGAGGACCAGGCCAGGGUGGCACGACCACGGCUACGGCCACAGACCAAGCAGCUACAGUCACAGGAGAUGACCUUUGAGUUUGGACCCAAUAGCAUGGUGAAGAAGCAUGUGGAGGAACGCUCCAAGUUAAACCGCCAGAGCUCACCAGCAAUGCCACAUAAGAUGGGAAACAGGAUGUCUGACCCAAGCAUGCCGCCUCGUUCUGAAUCAUUUAGCAGCAGUGCAGUGCAGGCUGUACGAACCCCACCAAUGCAUAGACCUGUAGAGACUCAGGUCCAAGUAGCUCACCUGGUUCCUUUGAAACCGCACAGCACUUCCAUGACGGGUUCCCAGUCCCUUCACGAGCAGCCAUCUAAGAGUAUGUCCAGUGCUUUCCAUUCACAAGAGGGGCUAGUGUCACAUCGUGCCGAAAUGCCACGGCAGAACUCCGACCCCACAUCAGAAACCCCACCCCUUCCUCCCCGCCUUGGGUCAAGAGAAGAAAAGUGUGGGGGCAGCGUUUGGCACAGGCAAGAGGAGGACACCCCACCCAAGGUCCCUCAGAGGACAACGUCCAUCUCACCAGCGCCAGGCCGCAAGAGUUCACCCGGAAACAGCAGUGGAUUGGCUAAUCGGCCCAGUGCCCAGUUAAUACGAGCAAGUAAUCCUGACCUGCGUAAGAAUGACAACCUGUUGGAGACUCCUCUGCAACGCACCAGCAGUGGCAGCUCAUCCAGUUCCAGCACUCCCAGCUCCCAACCUGGCUCCCAGAGUGGAUCCCAGAGCAGUUCCCAACCAGGUUCCCAAAGUGGAUCCAAUGAGCGCAACCAAAUUCGGGGAACUGGGAAGCCUGAAGGAUCACCAGUUCUUCCUCAUGAGAGUUCGCGAGUGAAAGCAGAAGAGGGACGGGAGUUGACACGACCUGGGAGACCUGCUGACUUGACAGCUUUGGCCAAAGAACUGCGGGAGCUUCGCAAUGAAGAGUCAUCGCGGCCGCCAAUCAAAGUCACCGACUAUUCGUCGUCCAGUGAAGAAUCGGAAAGCAGUGAGGAAGAGGAAGAGGAGGAGGAGGAGGAGGAAGAUGCAGAAAAUGAGGCACAGGAUGGGACAGUACCAGUCAGUGACAUUCCAAGGAUAAUGCCAUCCUCUACACCAGCUAACAGUGAGCAGUACAAUGAGAGCUACGGCCUGGUGGGCAUGCAAGAGGGAGCUUUGCCAUCCGAUCUUUACAACAAUGCUUCAGGAGACGGAACCCUGAUUAUCCGAGAGAAUUCUGGUGACAAAAAGUGGACUGGCCAUGUUGACAGUAACGGCUUUGCCAGCCACACCAAUCUGCCCGAUCUGGUGCAGCAAAGCCAGUCUCCUGCCACUACACCAACCGAGGCAAUUGGGCGAACCACAUCUCAACUCGCUCAGGAAAAGGACUCAGCAGCUGGGUAUGGCCGGGGCACAGGCACAAAAUCAUCCUUCACUCCAUUUGUGGACCCAAGGGUAUUUCAGACAUCACCAAGUGGCAGUGAGGAAGAGUCAUCAGCAACAGCAAUGUUCUCCAGUGAGAUGCUCCGACAGGAACAGGCAAAGCUGAAUGAAGUUCGGAAGAUCUCUGUGGUAAAUGUCAACCCGACGAACAUCCGACCCCAUAGUGACACCCCGGAGAUCCGAAAAUACAAGAAGCGGUUCAACUCUGAAAUACUCUGCGCAGCACUUUGGGGAGUGAACCUGUUGGUGGGCACAGAAAAUGGUUUAAUGUUACUGGAUAGAAGUGGCCAGGGGAAGGUUUACAACCUCAUCAAUCGGAGGCGCUUCCAUCAGAUGGAUGUACUGGAGGGUCUUAACAUCCUCGUGACGAUAUCUGGUAAGAAGAAUAAAUUGAGGGUGUAUUACCUGUCUUGGUUGAAGAAUAGGAUAUUGCACAAUGAUCCUGAGGUGGAGAAGAAACAGGGCUGGACCACAGUUGGUGAUUUGGAGGGCUGCGUACAUUACAAAGUUGUUAAAUAUGAGAGGAUUAGGUUCCUUGUGAUCGCUUUGAAGAAUGCAGUGGAAAUUUAUGCCUGGGCACCAAAGCCUUAUCACAAAUUCAUGGCCUUCAAGUCUUUUGCAGAUCUUCAGCACAAACCAUUAUUGGUUGACCUGACGGUGGAAGAAGGGCAAAGGUUAAAGGUUAUCUAUGGGUCUCACACUGGUUUCCAUGUGAUUGAUGUCGAUUCAGGGAAUGUCUAUGACAUUUAUAUACCAUCACAUAUUCAGGGCAACAUCACACCUCAUGCUCUCAUUAUUCUCCCCAAAACGGAUGGGAUGGAAAUGCUGCUGUGUUAUGAGGAUGAGGGGGUUUAUGUCAAUACGUAUGGGCGAAUCACCAAGGACAUUGUGUUGCAAUGGGGGGAGAUGCCCACGUCUGUCGCCUACAUCCAUUCCAGCCAGAUAAUGGGCUGGGGCGAGAAGGCCAUUGAGAUUCGAUCAGUGGAAACUGGGCACUUGGAUGGAGUUUUCAUGCACAAGAGAGCACAACGCUUGAAGUUUCUGUGCGAGAGAAAUGACAAGGUUUUCUUUGCAUCUGUGCGUUCGGGUGGAAGCAGCCAAGUUUUCUUCAUGACCCUGAACAGGAACUCGAUGAUGAACUGGUAACAAGCUGGAGAGCUCACAUUCUGUUCACACUCGCACUGACAUGUGGAAGUCGACAAUUUAGAGAGAUUUCUAACCUUUAAAGGAAAAAACCUCUUGAUGUCACGGAUAUAAAAGGACUAAUGCAAUAUAACAAAGCCUGUGUUGCGUAUCUUGAGAUGAUAGUGAUGAUUUUUUUUAAGUCCCGGUAAACUUUGUGUGCGUGGCAAGGGUCUUGGAGGGAAAACCCUCAACAUUGAGACCAGCUGUGAAGACCUCUUAGCAUCAGGAUAUCCUGAAGGUGAUGGUGUUAUUUUCCUGCUGGCCACACUGUGCCAGAUCUGAACAUAGGGAGGGAGUUAGAGAGAAAGCAUGAUGCUGCUGCUGCUGUCUCCAGUAGUGGAGAAGGUUGUGGGA